Aedes albopictus (Asian tiger mosquito) is the source of this 1863-nucleotide messenger RNA. RefSeq lists its product as uncharacterized. The record is from RefSeq and is a predicted model, not a curated record. The transcript is spliced from 3 exons. Bases 137 to 1825 code for a protein of 562 amino acids. Lineage: Eukaryota; Metazoa; Arthropoda; Insecta; Diptera; Culicidae.
UAAUAUCUAAAAAUAAAAUAAGCUUUCAGUUGUACGUAUUACUUGUAAUUAUACGAUUCAUGUGUUAAGGUCCAAUUCCUUACAGAUCGUGUGUUUCGUUUGAUCAGUAAACUUUACAUGAGAAAUCACAAGUGCAAUGUACGCGAAUGGAUACAAAUACUGGCUUGCCUACCGGAAAGGCUACUCAGGCUACUAUCGUUGUGCCCGCUACAAAGUCAACUGCCCGGGCCGGUGCAUGGUAAGCGAUGACGGAUCCGUACAGACCUCCACGCCUCACAACCACCCACCGGAAACGGAUCGUGCGGCAGUGGAACGGUUCCGGAAGGUACUAACGCGACGCGCGGCCACAGAAGGAACCGACCUGCACGAAAUCUACCUGGAGGAAGCAACCCGUAAUGGUGGACAUGCUGACGCUGCCCUAUUGUACACCUUUGCCCAGGCCGAGUCCUGUAUGAGAAAGGCAAGGAGGAAGUUGCUUCCGAUGGAACCCAGCGGAAUGGACGAAUUGGGCGAUAUUCUGGAAGGGUCGGAUUUGUUCCGGAUACACUGUGGAAACAGUAGGGACGCUUUCUAUCAGGGCACAGUCAGAGCCGGAGGAGAAAUGGCUUUGGUCAUGUGGCAUAAGAGGACUCUAGAUGCAGUUGGGAGGAUAGAUACGUUAUUCUUGGAUAGCAGUUUGGUAGUCUGCGCUAGUGGAUCAUCCAAGUACCAUGUAUUGAUGGGCGUUAUCGCCUGGCAAGAUAAAUGUGUUCCUGUGAUCUAUUCGGUCAUGAGUGCAAAAACUUCCGCAAUAUUUGCGAGGAUAUUCUUGUACAUAAGAGAACAGCUAAAAUCGAUAACAUUGAUAUUGACCGAGCCUUGUAGCCUAAUCCACAGCGCUUUAGCAGUUAAUUUUCCGGAAGCUACGAUUAAAGUGUACUGGUUUCAGUAUGUGACCGCAGUACUGGAUCGCCAUAAUGGGAUUAGUAUGGGAGCAGGGACUGUUGAUGGAUUUACGAGCAGUGCGUUGAGGAUGUUGUUGGUAUUGCCGCUGCUUCCAGCUGAACACAUGAACAGUGCCUUUGAAGCGCUUAAGAGUUGGAUGGACCGAAAACAUAUCUUAUCGGCAAACCUGCGCAAUCUUUGUGACUAUAUCCAUUCCCAUUGGCUUACCACCGUCGGAUCCGAGCGGCUAUCCCUGUUUGACCAUACACGAGGGACCACCAGUACACCCAACGACUUCCUACAAAAAUUUCGCGAUGAGAAUGACUUCCAGAAACAAUCUCUCUGGCAGUUGUUGGAAACGUGGACUCAGUUAGCCACCAAACAGUAUGUGAUAAUAAACAAACAUAUUAGAAAAAUGAAAAGUAGUAGUAAAAGCUAUAGAACUAAAAGCAAAGCCCAUCUGGUUCAAGAAGAAGCAAUCAGAAAAGCAAAAGAGUUGUGGAAGGAAAUGCCUGAAAACGGUAAAGAUCCACUUCUAUUUCUACAAGCCUGCAGUCAUUGCAUCAGUAAUGAUAUGUUAACGAAAAGGCCUUCAAAGGGACGUAGUGAAACGGAUAUGUGUAAACCUUCCAUUCCUUCGGAAAGCACGAUAGUUGAUCAACCUGAUUCUCAACAUGUAACAACAUUGGAUAUCGUAAACACAUCAAAUUCACAGAAGCCUGAAAUAGCUUCAUCAAGAGACGUUGAACCUCCUCCAUUAGUAUUUUUUCCUAAGCUAAGACAAGUUGAAUCGAGUGGGAUAGAAACAGGAAUGUUUCACAAUCAGACAGAACCACCACCGCUCGUUCCAUUCAGGAUAGAAAACCAUACAUUGUCACAAAUACCGUUUAGCACUAGCUAGAACUAUCAUGAAAUACACCGAGAUUGUUGAACACUGAA